AUGAGGUCGUGCGCCUCUCUCCUAUCUCGGGUGUCCGUAUCUUCCCCCCGGCCGUUCACCCGGACUGUCGGUCGAGUUGUUCGGCCCCUCAUUAUCGGAGGUGCGGCGCAAACCCGGUACAGCUCACAUUCUCCCAUGGGCUCGCCUCCGGCUGUCCAUCGCAAGAAGGUCACUGUCGGAACCCUUCGCUCUAUGCACCGCAAAGGUGAUCCCAUUACUGUCAUGACAGCUCAUGACUUCCCCAGUGGCCAUGUUGCUGAUCACGCCGGCAUGGAUAUCAUUCUCGUUGGUGAUAGUCUCGCUAUGGUUGCGCUUGGUAUGGAAGAUACUAGUGAAAUCAUCUUGGAAGAGAUGCUUCUGCACUGUCGAUCAGUUGCGAGGGCGACCAAGUCGGCUUUUACUGUUGGAGAUCUACCCAUGGGCACUUAUGAGAUUGGUCCCGAUCAAGCUCUUGCUACAGCCAUCCGCUUCGUCAAAGAAGGUCGUGUCCAAGGUGUCAAGCUUGAAGGUGGUAAGGAGAUGGCCCCUACCAUCAAGAAGAUUACCACUGCUGGUAUCCCCGUUCUUGGUCACAUUGGCUUGACCCCUCAGCGACAAAAUGCCCUUGGUGGCUUCCGUGUCCAGGGGAAGACAAGUAGUGGUGCUAUGAGUAUCCUCGAAGAUGCCUUGGCACUUCAGGAAGCUGGCUGUUUCGCCAUGGUUGUCGAAGCUGUUCCUGCCGAGGUGGCCGCACUCAUCACUGAGAAGCUGACCGUUCCCACGAUUGGUAUUGGCGCUGGUAACGGAACCUCCGGCCAAGUCCUGGUUCAAGUUGACAUGACUGGAAACUUCCCUCCUGGCAGGUUCUUGCCCAAAUUUGUGAAGAAGUAUGGCGAUGUAUGGGGCGAGAGCUUGAGAGCCAUCGAGGCGUAUCGGGUCGAUGUCAAGUCCCGUCAAUAUCCAGGCCCUGAGCACACGUACCCAAUUUCGACAGAGGAGCUUGAGAGCUUUACCAAUGCAGUGAAGGAUUCGUAA
Molecule: messenger RNA, 1014 nt
Organism: Fusarium sp. VM40
Lineage: Eukaryota; Fungi; Ascomycota; Sordariomycetes; Hypocreales; Nectriaceae
Source: the annotation of a GenBank genome assembly